Molecule: messenger RNA, 2176 nt
Organism: Anopheles maculipalpis
Lineage: Eukaryota; Metazoa; Arthropoda; Insecta; Diptera; Culicidae
Product: serine protease 7-like
Exons: 5
Coding region: 189-2168 (659 amino acids)
Biological process (GO): proteolysis
Molecular function (GO): serine-type endopeptidase activity
Source: RefSeq, a predicted model, not a curated record
GAUUGUAUGCUGGACGUGUGCGCAAUCAUUCGCCGAUGCCUGUCGAGCGAUAAUCCGCUGCGUUCUUGAAGGUUAUGGGUUGUGAGCGUUGUCCUCGGUUUCGCUCUUCGGCCGGCAUUAGUCGUAGCGUCGUUGUCGAGCUGCGUACAACUAAGAACUGAUUCUUCGUACAUUAAAGCACCGGAAGGAUGAUAGCGCUCUUUUGGAAGGUGUUGCUAUUGGUAGUUGUGAUAUGUGGUGUAGAUGUUUCUGCCGGUGAUCGUCCAUGCCAGACACGUUCGGCCAAACCACUGCAAGGACGGUGCGUUCCGGUGGCCAAAUGUCCGGCAAUCAAACAACAUCUUCUUCGACUACAAUUCCGGUCGGCUGAUACUUAUGAAGCUUUCCUGAGCGAACGGGCCUGUAGCUAUGGGAAGGAUGGUACCUUGCACGUAUGCUGUACUGGGAAGACGGCUUCCGAACAACGAUCGAUGCUAACUCCGAAUGAGGCACUUGAAUGUCCCUUAGAAUGUGCUCCCAUCGAGGAUUGCCCGGCAGUGUAUGGCCGUAGCAUGGUACUGCAGAAGCGGUACGAUCGUCGCCUACAUAAACUGUUGCGUGACAACUUCUGUUACGAACAAUCGGGACAGCUGUUCGUGUGCUGUGAUCCGGAAAGGUAUCCGAACUCAAUAACGGCAGGCACCCGGCAGCUAGCAAAACGCGUCAGUUGGCAAUCUUGUGUGACACCGUUCGGAGAUGAUGGGAAGUGUGUACCGCCGGCCCGCUGUGCCAUGGUCGACAACCCGGACACGAUCGCGUCAGAGCUGGAAGCGUUCACGAUCGGGUGCGACCCUGUGGCAAACCAGUCACAACUUUGCUGCACCGAAUCACUGCUCAUCUUCGACCAAGAAGCUGGUAAAGAAUGCGAAACAAAGGAAGGAUUGGAGGGUUUAUGUACCGAAUCGGAACGCUGUUUAGAUUUCAUCGAGUCUGAGGAGAAGGAUGUGUACGUACGGCGGAAUUGGUGCUACACAAACCUGCAGCAGGUGGAUUAUUUGUGCUGUGCUCAGACUCGCAUCAAGCAGGCCCCACAGAUUGAAUUUGGAAUUCGUGCCGGAGAGGAUCUUCCCUCGUGUUCAACGGUCAUCAAUCGGCCAGGAUUUUGUGUCCCACUAGCGCAGUGUGGCCCGGUGGCGAGGUUACUGCGCCAAAUAUCUGCCCGUGGAACAACAGCAACACCGGAUGAGGCACGCUUUCUCAGGGCAUCGAUUUGUACCACUCCAGAAGGGGCAACUGGUUACCAUGUAUGUUGCGAUGUUACUGCCGUUCAAACUACAACUACGGCUGCUCCUCCAACUACAGCAGCUACAACUGCUGCUCCAGCCGCCGCGGGCAUGGUUAAUCAUCCUAACAUUCGGUUGUUCGAUCGAUCUAACUGUGGUCUUGCGGGCACUGUCAAUAAGAUCGCUUUUGGCCAACAGGCCCGCCUUUUCCAGUAUCCCUGGAUGGCAAUGAUCGUGUAUGUGUCCAACACGUCGGGGACGGAGAGUGCCGAAUGCGCAGGUACGAUAAUUAACGUCCGCUAUAUUCUAACAGCGGCACACUGUAUCGAUGGUCAGAUGGAACGAAUGCGAUAUGUUCGAAUCGGUGAAUUUGACACGCGCACAGAUCCAGACUGUGAAGAGGACACUUGUGCGGCACCGAUGCAACGGUACGGUGUGGAGGACGCCGUCUACCAUCCAAAUUUUACCCGCAUAGUACGUUCAGGGCAUGACGUUGGUUUGCUGCGAUUAAAUCAGUCGAUCGACUUUAGUUCUGGUGACGUGUCACCGGUAUGCCUACCGUUUACCAGCAGUCUGAUGGGGUUCGAUCCUACGCUCUACUGGAUUACCGGCUGGGGUCUGACGGAACGGUUGGAGGUUAGUCCGAUACUGUUGCAGGCACGAAUCCCACCCGUGUCGUGCAGUUUGAGCAGCUAUGCAAUUUGUGCCGGUUUUGGCAAUGCCACACUACACUGUGAGGGUGAUUCGGGUGGCCCCAUGAAGGCACAGGUACCGGAGUACAACUUCCGAUUUGUGCAGUACGGUGUCAUUUCGGCAGGACCACGUUGCGGUACGCAAGGUGUUCCUGGUAUUAGCUCGAGAGUUUCGUAUUUUAUGCAAUGGAUUCUGGAUAAUAUAAAAGCAUAAAUUGUGUG